GAGCCGUGAUGGAGACCAUUCACGGGUCUACGGUCUAAAUACAUAAUCGUCGCAUCUUUUCGUACCAUUUCUUUUUGACCACCAUGACCAUGUCGACGAGCAGGCGUUCUCCCUUGGAUAUUUGCUCACAAGCCAAUGACGAACAUUGCCAGCUGAGCGUGCGCUUCAACGACCAAUGCGUCCUCAUCCCUAAGCAUCCUCACCGUCACCGUCUACCAAGGAUGGUAACCAAGUCUUAUUCUUUGCCGUUAUGGAAGAGGCGUUCGUCGAACUCAGGCGGGCCGUCGUCGUCUCCGGAAACAGAUGCCUUCGUGCCAGAAGAUAGUCAUGUCGUUCUGCGAGUUCCGAUUCCUAGUUUCUCCAGUAAAGCGCAAUCUCCUACCCGUACUCGUAAUCCAGGCCCUAAGCCGCUCUCCCCUUGUCUGGUUCAACGUUCCCCAUCUGGUAUUUCUGCCCCCGGGUCUCCCCAGAGUCCACGACGCCCAACACGCACAGCGUCAUUGUCGCCUUCUCGCUCAGAUCUCAUCACCAUUCCGCUGCGACCAUGCUGCGCGGGGUGUGAAGCCGUGAUGGAGGCAUCUUUGUCGCAGGGAGAUACUUGGACGGAACACUUCUCUCGGUCUGCACGCAGACGGCGCUCGCUUAGCGCAGAUGAGGGACCGCGGACUAUCACAGUCGAAGGGAGCGUCGCUGCUGCAUCCUUUGGGCUCGGUCGCAGUGCUUCGAUCAGCGUGGAUGAGAUUGAUAAGCGUCGGCGGUCAAGCGAAUUGGUGGCGACGGCGCCAACGUGGUUAAACGAGGAGGGAGAGAAUGCCAUGGUUAAUACGGAGUGCUCGUUAUCGCCGCUGCGCAUACCGAAUUUCACUGUGCCAUCUACUCCUCGGAUACCAGAGGAAGAUGAUGCCGAGGAUGAUGAAGACCAACUCUUCCCUCUCCCGUCGCCUCGUCGGUCGCCUGGGACAUCUCCAGCACCGAGCCCAUCUGCUUCUGCAUCAUGCAUUGGGCUUGGCAGGCCGAGUGGGAGUCCAGUGCCGUCGAAUUCAUCGUCGGUCAGCUUAGGCACAAAGAUGAACAAAGAUCACUUCCUUGCACCACCUGUUUCAAGGUCGUCUUCAUCUCUUUCGCUUGCAAAGACAGCCGAGUCCGAUGAAAAUUUACCACGUGCACCAUCGCCUCAUGUCCUUGCCACGGCUACUUCGAUCUCCGCACGCCCUUUCAGUCGCUCCCCGUCGCCGCAGACCACAUGUGUUCCCUCCAUUUCAAUACCCUCGUCUACUUGGACAGAGGAGCUCGGUGCGGGUGUAGAUAGAAAGCAACCACCACUCACUGUUCCCUCCUCUGCCUGUACUCCCGUGUCCACUUCUUUCCACACGCCAAUGGGUUCUGGAUCACAUAAUUCCACACGUUCGCUUGUUCACUCCUCACCAUCCACCUCGCCAAACCUCUCGACUUCCCUGCAUAAAAGACGUCACGCCUCAUUUUCAUUAGCUCGCCCCCGGCAUAUUAUUGCCGAUGUCCUUCGCGGGGUGGGUGUAGUAGGAAGUGGGGCUGGUGGUAUCGGGCUUCGUGUUUAGGCUAGCGUUAUUUUCUGUGUGCCAACCAAACAGUCGUCGAGUCCUUAUGGGCGUUCUGUUUUCCCUGGUAAAUUUCUGUGCAAAAUUUCUUACUUUUUUUGUCCAUUUUGAUUCACAAAUUUCUCAUCCAUUCGAGCGCGUUCUCACUCUAUUAGUACUGGCAUGCAUAUACUGCCCCUUCCUCCAUUUCGCGCUCCAUUGUAUCAUCAACCCAAAUUAUCUCUUCUUUCGUGUGCUUAGUAUAUUCGUCCAUACCCGAUUAUAUGAUACUGUUGUAUUAAUGCAGCAAAUUCACGGCUUUUUGUCACAUG
Messenger RNA from Suillus subaureus, 1885 nucleotides. RefSeq lists its product as uncharacterized. The transcript has 3 exons. Lineage: Eukaryota; Fungi; Basidiomycota; Agaricomycetes; Boletales; Suillaceae. Bases 84 to 1574 code for a protein of 496 amino acids. The record is from RefSeq and is a predicted model, not a curated record.